GAUUUCUCGCUGAGAGACUGGGAGAGAGAGAGAGAGAGAGAGAGAGAGAGAGAGAGAGAGAGAGGGUAAAUGUUUCAGUGAGAGAGGCAGAAAGAAGAGACAGAGGGUGAGGAAGACUCCGCCGGGCUUUGUGCAACUGAAACGUCGUGUUCACUUGAACUGAAGAAAGACCUGUAAACAACGUUGCUGGAAAAGCGUGAGAAAUCUCCCAAGUUAGACGAACUAUGGACGGGACGUUUAUGUCGGGACGCAUGUCUUUGCGGUGCACCUUGCUGCUUCUGGGACUGCAAGUGUGCUGGUCAACAGUGACGGUGACGGUGACCCCUAAAGUGGAGGUGAUUCAGGGGGAGGCGGUCAAACUUCCCUGCACCUACGAGACCUCGGAGGAGUCCAAGAUGAUCGUGGUGGACUGGCUCAUUGAGAGCGCCGGUACGAGGACUCGUCUGGUGUUCCGCUCCGGCGCCGAGUCCAAGGUGGACGAUGGCACCCCGUACACGAGCCGGGUCAUCAUGGGCACGGACAACUCGCUGAGCAUCGACGCCGCCGCCGUGAGCGACGAGCGGGCCUUCAUCUGCCAGGUCAACGGAGGAGUGAUCGGCGUCUCCGAGGCUCGCACCGAACUCAAAGUCUUCUCUGCCCCGGAGGAGCCUGAAGCUGUGGGCAACACCCAGCUCCUCUCAGUGACCGCUAGUGCGCCCGAGGAGAUUGGCCGCUGCACAGCCAAGAAUGGUCAUCCACAGCCUCGCAUCAUCUGGUACAAAGACGCCAGCCCUCUUCCUGAGAUCAAGGACAUCAACGAGGACAUGUACAUGGUGCCGUCUGUGGUGAAAGAAUCUUCCGGUCUCUUCACCAUCAACAACCUGCUCUACCUGAAGGUGCAGAAAGCCGACAAGGACUCCAAGUUCCACUGCGUGGUGGAGUACAUGAUGCCCAACAGUGACCCUAAACAGAAGAGCUCCCAGUCCUUCUCCCUCAACAUGCACUACCCCAUGGAGGUCAUGACCUUUUCCACACUCGGUGAUGGUCCAUUCAAAGAGGGCGACGAUGUCACCAUGAAGUGUAUGACAGAUGGGAACCCCCAGCCCACAUUUGACUUCGCUGCAGCUGGUAAGACCAUCACUGGUGAGGGUGGACUGGUGACCCUGGAGAAGGUGACCCGCGACAGUGCCGGCGAAUACACGUGUUCAUUUUUGGACUGUGACUUCAGCGACUGCGACGAGAUCUCCAGGAACCUGAACCUGGCUGUGCACUACCUGGACCCAGUGGUGAUCGCCCCAGCCGGACCCUUGACCGCCAAAAAGGGAGACACCGUGGAGCUUCAGUGCAAGACCAAAGCCUCCGGCGACUACACCCUGGUCUGGAAGAAGGACUCCAAGGACCUGUCUCAGACCGGAGCACUGUCGCUGACGGCCGUGUCACUGGCGGACGCCGGCGACUACUUAUGUGUGGGUUCCAUGCCCUCAGUGCCUGGCCUAGUCAAGGAGGCCACCGUCACCCUCGUUGUCGCAGGUGCCCCUGAGAUCGUUGCCCCCACUAACGGAGAGGUGGAGAAGGAGGGCGACAUGGUGACCCUCACCUGCUCUGCUCAGGGACAUCCCGCUCCACAGUUCACCUGGACACCAUCUGGCAAAGAGUCUGUGGACAUGAAGGGCAAUGAGAUGGUGAGCACUGUGACCUUGGAGGCCACGGCUGAGGUCAUGAAGAACGGUGUUGUUUGCAAAGUGAGCAAUGAACAUGGAGAAGACAUGAAAACCAUCCAGGUUGCCCUCAAGACAGCUGGUUCCAAUGAGGCCGAUGGUGGCGACAGAGCGGGCAAGCAGCAGGGCGGUUCCAGCGGAGUGGUGAUCGCCGUGGUGAUUUGCGUGCUGCUGCUCCUCAUUGUGGUGGCUGCGCUCUACUUCCUGAAUAAGAAGGGCAUGCUGCCCUGCGGCAAGAAGGACAAGAAGGAAGUUGCGGGUGGAGAGGUGAACAAUGACAUCGUGGUGGAGAUGAAGUCUGGAGAGAAGGGCAACGAGGAGUCGGAGCUUCUGAACAAGUCGGGACAGUGAUGAAAGGAGGACGCGUCCAAGAGGAAGAUGAAGAGGGGGAGAAGAGGAGGAGGAGGGGACAGCGGAGAUGGGAGCGGUGCUGAUUCCACGUUUUUGUUUCUGAAAAUAGGGAAAAUCAGAAAGAGGACUUUGGGGGAAAAACAAAAUGGGUUCACGUGAACAAUUGCAUUGGUUUUGUUGGGGAGGAAAGAGGCUAUGACUCUGGGGUGAUGACUUCAAAUGGGGAGGGA
This is a messenger RNA of Sardina pilchardus (European sardine), 2278 nucleotides long. RefSeq names its product basal cell adhesion molecule (Lutheran blood group) (gene bcam). The transcript is spliced from 16 exons. Bases 225 to 2048 code for a protein of 607 amino acids. Lineage: Eukaryota; Metazoa; Chordata; Actinopteri; Clupeiformes; Clupeidae. The record is from RefSeq and is a predicted model, not a curated record.